CUUGUGUAACUGUUUCUGAAACGUUAAAACUCACACCCCUCCUUCACACUCCACAAACUGUCUUGCGCGUUCAAGAUGCGAGAUUGCCUGAGCAAUAGUUCCUCUCACUAUAGGCCUAAAUUUGAUUCUGCUCGGUUGGUGAGAAAACAUUCUCCAAAUUCUGCUUCCUAACAAAUUAUAUUUUAUUUUGUAUUUCGCAUGUGGAUAUAUCAUUCACCUCAUUAAUAUUAGUUUAUUUGAUUAGGAUAAUGAGGGGUCUUGGCUUUGAAGCCUGUUUAUUGUCGUUGACACAGCUAUGCAUCCUCAGUUGUAUAUUGCAAACAGUUCUUACACAGGAUGCCUCGCCAUCAGCAGCUUUAAGGCAGAGAAUGCAAUGGCAACAAAACGGCCAGGUGUUUAGUAUACUCAGCCACGGUUCCGAAUAUCAGCCAUCGGGCCGAAGAGACCGAAAAACAGGUUCAGCUCAACGGAAUCCCAUAGUUGUCGUUAGCAACAAUAAUGAGACGGCUGAAGAGACGAACGUGCACAGAUACCCCGCGCCAAGAGGCUCUCCAAGGCGGCCAGCGCCGGGUGCGCAUUUACGCACAACGCGUCGAUAUCCUAAUGGGGUGAUUAGGUAUGAAAGACCCCAAGAGAGCCGGGAGACUGCUUCAAGACCUGGCCAUGAUGCAGGCGAUGGAUCAAAUCCCACCGAAGACAAACCCACAUCCACUAACUCUCCACCACUGACCAAUUUGAGAAGAGAGAAUAUGAUGGUUGGAGAUGACCCGAACAACCCCUAUAAAUCCAUUGGUUAUAAUCCCUAUAAUCCCUACUAUAAUUAUUAUGAUGCUUACUACAGACCUAGAGCCAGAAGCACUGAGCCACAUGGUUAUGGCACAAGUUAUCAUCAACAUGGAGGUAAGUGCAAUAUUUCCCUUCCAGUAAUUCACUUUUUAAAUAGAUUUUUUUCUUCACAUUUGUAUGGCAUUUUAUUCCAAUUCAUUUUUUUAACAGCAUGCAUAAGGCUACUUAAUAAUAUUGCAUUUGUUACAUGAUUGACAGGUCUCCCUGACUUGGUGCCAGACCCAUACUAUAUUCAAGUUUCCUCCUAUGUCCAGAGGUCGCCCAUGUACAAUCUGAGAUGUGCAGCUGAGGAAGGUUGCCUCGCAAGGUAUUCUCAUACGGCAGUGACAUUCCAAUCUACACUGAGUGUACAAAACAUUAAGAACACCUGCUCUUUCCAUGACAGACUGACCAGGUGAAUCCAGGUGAAAGCUAAGAUCCCUUAUUGAUGUCACUUGUUAAAUCCACUUCAAUCAGUGUAGAUGAAGGGGAGGAGACAGGUUAAAGAAGGAUUUUUAAGCCUUGAGACAAUUGAGACAUGGAUUGUGUGUGUGUGCUAUUCAAAGGGUGAAUGGGUAAGACAAAAUAUUUAAGUGCCUUUGAACGGGGUAUGGUAGUAGGUGCCAGGCGCACCGGUUUGAGUGUGUCAAGAACUGCAACGCUGCUGGGUUUUUCACGCUCAACAGUUUCCCGUGUGUAUCAACAAUAGGUCCACCACCCAAAGGACAUGCAGCUUAACACCUUGUAGAGUCCAUGCCCCGAUGAAUGAGGCCGUUCUGAGGGCAAAAGGGUGUUCUUAAUGUAUUGUCCACUCAGUGCAUAUAGCUACUGGUGUUUACAAUGUCCAUCCAUCAAUAUUCAAAUGACUCAGCUUUUAGACGUGUAUGUGUGCUGAACUCCAAUGUAAAGAAGCCUCUGAUUACAGUGGUUUAAGGUAUAUUCAAGCGUGUAUUAGACGGAUUAGAAAUUACACAAGAGAGAUAUAGCUGUGGAGAGGAAGGUUGUUAGGGUAAACCAGGGAUUGAACGCUGGUUUCCGGUGGGAAGUUUGUGUGUGCAUGUGUUGAGUGUUACCGCUCAGUCCGGGUUCUGCCACGUAUUACAGUAGUUAAACCCAUCAGAAGCCUAUAGUAGCAUAUACUGUAUAUUCAUUAAACGUAGUAACCAAUAGAGCCAGACUCCAGUUUCCUUUCAGGAGUUCUAAAAGGACAUUUAGGAGUAGUUAAUCAUGAAGAAUAUGGGUCAGGAAUGAUUGGACUAAUUGGACUGGAGUCCCUGGAAUGUGAAAAGUUGAAAAAAAAAAAAAUGAAUUGAUGCAUAAAUGAAAGUGCAUUACCAUAUGAACCAUUUGAAUGUCUAAGACCAGAUGUUUUGUGACGGGGACAGUUCUGCUCAGGGCGUGGCAGAUUACGACACCCGGGUGCUGCUGCGGUUCCCCCAGCGCGUGAAGAACCAGGGCACUGCUGACUUCCUGCCCAGCAAACCUCGCUAUGCCUGGGAAUGGCACAGCUGCCAUCAGUGAGUAAUGGACAUGGAUGCAUAAAGAUGUAUAUAUAAAUAUAUUCAUAUUCAGAGAUUCAGAUUAAGAUUCAGAUCAACUUUAUUAUCCCACCAGGGGGAAAUUCAUUUGGUCAUGUGCUUAAAAAAGACAGUACAUAAAACAUGAAAACACAGAAACUACACAAAAUAAUUCAUACAAAGGGCUAUAGCUAGACAUUUAAAGUGAACGUGCAAUCUGCUGUAUAAUGGAGGGACCAACAGACGAUCUAUCAUACAGCCUAAUGGCUGUUGGAAUAAAACAGUCCCCAUAUCUAUCUGUUUUCAUUUUUCUUUUGAAGAAGUCUCUUUCCCCUUGUCCGACUGCUGCUGUGAUUGAUUGAUUUGAGUGAAGGGGAUGAGUACUGUCCUGUAAAAUGCUUUCAAGUUUUAGAAGGAUGAGUUUUGUGUACAGGUUGGUGGCUGAUUCUUGAUCUAUACCAAUUAUCCUUCCCGUCGUCUUAAUCAAGUGCUGAAGCUUGACUUGGUCUUGCACUCGCAUGUUUCCGAACACGCAUAUCAGACCAAAGGACAGCACACUCUGCAGGACAGAUUUAUAGAACAUUUGUAAGAUAUGGCGGUCGACAUUAAAAUGGUUCAGUUUGCAUAAAAGUUAAGUCUAUUGUCACUGCGUCAGUAGGCUACAGAUAGCCCCACCUUUUCAAUAUCUUUGGAGCAAACAUCCAACUCAAACAUCCAACUCAAACAUCCAACUCAAACAUCCAACUCAAAACGCAUCAUCAUCAUCAUCACAGUUUUGUCUCUGUACUGAAAGUGCUCUUUCUUGAAAAUGUGGCUGCUGACAUGCAACAUUUUGGGGAAUUGUAUUAACAGUGGACUAAUGAACAAAAAUACUAAAAUAUAGAUGUUGAUGUUACUAUCCCUUUAAGACAGGCUUCUAUUAGCCUGUACAGUUUUACAGGCAUGGGGCAUGGUGGAGAGUGCUCUCAACAGAUCUAGGCUAUUAGCUUGCAAUACCAACAUUGAAAGUGGUGCAUUGAGAGUCUGUUGUGGUCUGGUCAUUGAUGUGAAUAUGGUCCAUGUAUUCCAGUCACUUCCACAGCAUGGAUGAGUUCAGCCUGUAUGAGCUGCUGGAGCCAGGCUCCGAGAGACGCGUGGCCGAGGGACACAAGGCCAGCUUCUGUCUGGAGGACACGUCAUGUGACCCUGGAUACUACAGACGCUUCGCCUGCACGUCUCACACGCAGGUCUGUUGUUACUGUAGCCUGUAUCCCAUAUUGCAUCCUAUUCCCUAUUUAGUGCACUGCUUUUUUUUUAUCGUGUCCCAAAAGGGCUCUGGUCAAAAGUAGUGCACCGUGUAGGGAAUAGGGUGCCAUGUGUGGCGCAAUCCUGUGAUCAUCACCUUACGCUCCACUAUAAUACUAGCCCAUUACACAGCAUGCAAUAUGUGUUUCCAUCACACAGCACAAUGGGAGAAAAAAAAAAACUGGUGGAAUCAACAUUGUUUCCACGUCAUUUAAACCCAAAUAAAUCUGUGACGACGUUGAAUCAACGUGGAAAACUGAUUGGAUUUGCAAAAAAGUCAUCAAUUUAAGGGAAUCAUAAUUUUUUUGACCCAACUUUUAACCUAAAUCCAAUGACAUGGUGACAUUUGUUGUUGAUUUCACGUUGAAUUUACGUUAGAUGACUACUCAACCAAAACUAGGCGUUGAAAUGACGUACUGAAUGUGCCCAGUGUGAAGAGAGGCCUGGCUAUAAACAUUAGUUUGCAUCUGAGAGCUUUCACCAUUCAAUAGUAAAGACAGAACCGGAUCGGGCUCAAUGGAGUAUAAUGUAUUGUACCUUUUUAUUCAUUGUUGUUGUGCUAGCCUGGUCCCAGAUCUGUUUGUGUUGUUGUGCUAGCCUGUUCCCAGAUCUGUUUGUGUUGUUGUGCUAGCCUGGUCCCAGAUCUGUUUGUGUUGUUGUGCUAGCCUGGUCCCAGAUCUGUUUGUGUUGUUGUGCUAGCCUGGUCCCAGAUCUGUUUGUGUUGUUGUGCUAGCCUGUUCCCAGAUCUGUUUGUGUUGUUGUGCUAGCCUGGUCCCAGAUCUGUUUGUGUUGUUGUGCUAGCCUGUUCCCAGAUCUGUUUGUGUUGUUGUGCUAGCCUGGUCCCAGAUCUGCUUGUGCUAUCAUGUCAACCCACGCCAAGUGACAAGGAGUUGACAUGAUAGCACAAAGAGAUCUGGGACCAGGCUAUUUUUGAACCGGUCGUUGGAUGAAUCUCUUUGUCUUGGGUUGAUUGUUUUAGGGUUUGAGUCCUGGAUGCUAUGACACCUAUAAUGCCGAUAUUGACUGUCAGUGGAUUGACAUUACUGAUGUGACGCCUGGGAAGUAUAUCCUUAAGGUUUGUUACACUUCUUCUUCUUCUUCUUCUUCUUCUUCUUUUAUAGUAUUAGCUAAGGAGGUUUAUUUCCUGUUCAUACUGUGUGCUAUUGAUAAACAUGUUUGAUAUUACUGUCCAAAUUCAACCUAUUGUAGCAAUGUGAUGUGAAUGAUUCCUGACGUUUUACUUCAUGCCUGUUUGUUCCAGAUCACUGUAAACCCAGGUCACCAGGUUCCAGAGUCCAACUUUGACAAUAAUAUUGUCCGUUGUAGUAUUCAGUACAGCGGCACCUCUGUCCAGGUUUCAGGGUGUACUGUUACA
This is a messenger RNA of Coregonus sp. 'balchen', 5001 nucleotides long. The record is from the annotation of a GenBank genome assembly. NCBI's taxonomy places the organism in Eukaryota, Metazoa, Chordata, Actinopteri, Salmoniformes, Salmonidae.